AUGGCAUCAACAUCAAACCUAAUGUGGAAUUCCAGUUUUCAGUGUGCAAUAACUUUUGAUUUUGAUCCAACAAACGUAACCCAUUUUCCAGCAUCAGUCGUCCCAACGCUGAUAUCUCUUGUAGCCAUAAACAUCGUCACCUCUCCACCAACCGUCCUCAUCAACCUGCUGGUUAUCUGGACCGUGCUGGAAAAUAAACAGCUCAGAUCUAACAGCUACAACCUCAUCUUCGCCAUUCUGUCUCUCAGCGAUCUUCUGAUAGGACUCAUUGUACAACCACUGUUUGUUGCUUUGGGAGUCUGUAUUACAGUCCAGUGUUCGUACAUCUGUGAACUAACCAUGGCCUAUGCGGUAUCAGCGCUACUUUGCUAUGGAUGGACAGCUGUUACAUUGGCGAUUGUCAGCCUGGAAAGAUACCUUUACAUAGAGCGUCCCCUCUUCUAUCAUGCUUCAGUCACCUCCAAGAAACUGAUGAUAGCAACGGCAGUUACUUGGUCCUGCGUAGGGUUUUCAAAAGUGUUCUCAAGAAUCCUUGCAAACAGCUCCUUCUGGACCAGGCAGCUUCCUAUGAUCCUAACUAUGGGGCCCAGCUUCGUAAUCAUCUUUUUUUGCGUUACCAAAAUACACCUGACGGCCCGUCGACAGAUGAGAACCAUCGUCGCCCAACAACAAUCUGUAGCCCAGCAAGGUAAGAUCAAGGAAUACAAGCGCACUCUCACUCUAGGCUUGGUAGUGCUAGCAUCCGUCGUGUGUUUGUGUCCAAUAUUGAUUUUGAAGAUCGUAGGAGCUGUGAAGAGCAACUGGGGUGAUGAUGACUUCAGAUAUCUAUCACAAGGAAUCUAUUUCACCGUUAUGCACAUGCAGUCGAUUAUCAACCCCAUCAUCUAUUCCUUUCGUCUAUCGGACAUUCGCUCUGGGGUGAAAAAUAAAAUAUGCCGGCACUUUCGAGCAUAG
Messenger RNA from Actinia tenebrosa (Australian red waratah sea anemone), 954 nucleotides. Its product is annotated as adenosine receptor A1-like. The record is from RefSeq and is a predicted model, not a curated record. Lineage: Eukaryota; Metazoa; Cnidaria; Anthozoa; Actiniaria; Actiniidae.